CCUGUUUGUGGAGUAAAGAAAGAAGAGAGAUGAUAUUGAAAGCAGUUUUGCUGCUGAGCUGUGCUCUGGGCAUCAGCGCAUUCCCCAUGGAAGAACCUGAAGAUGGAGGCAAGCACUGGGUGGUGAUUGUUGCAGGUUCAAACGGCUGGUACAACUAUCGACACCAGGCAGACGUGUGCCAUGCAUACCAGAUUGUACACCGAAAUGGAAUUCCAGAUGAACAGAUCAUUGUCAUGAUGUAUGAUGACAUCGCUGAUAAUGACGAAAAUCCAACGAAAGGCAUUGUCAUCAAUAGACCUAAUGGCACAGACGUGUAUGCUGGAGUGCCCAAGGACUAUACAAAGGAGGAUGUUACUCCUAAGAAUUUCCUUGCUGUUCUCAGAGGAGAUGCAGAAGCAGUGAAGGGAGUGGGAUCAGGAAAAGUAUUGAAAAGUGGUCCCAAGGAUCAUGUGUUUGUUUAUUUCACUGACCAUGGAGCUCCAGGACUUCUGGCUUUUCCUGAUGAUGAUCUUCACGUGAAGGACUUGAAUAAGACUAUUUGGUACAUGUAUCAUCACAAAAAAUACCGGAAGAUGGUGUUUUACAUUGAAGCAUGCGAGUCUGGAUCUAUGAUGAAUCAUUUGGCUGAUAAUAUCAAUGUUUAUGCAACAACAGCUGCUAAUCCCAGAGAGUCAUCUUAUGCAUGUUACUAUGAUGAUGAAAGGCAGACUUAUCUUGGGGACUGGUACAGUGUGAAUUGGAUGGAAGAUUCAGAUAUGGAGGAUCUAAGAAAAGAAACACUCCACAAGCAGUUUCAGCUGGUGAAGAAACGCACCAACACCAGCCAUGUGAUGCAGUACGGAAACAGAAGCAUCUCCUCCAUGAAAGUGAUGCAGUUUCAGGGCAUGGGGAAGAAAGCUAUCCCCAUUUCUCUGCCACCCGUAGAACGCUAUGACCUGACGCCUAGUCCUGAUGUGCCUUUUGCAAUCAUGAAACGAAAGCUGAUGGCUACCAAUGACAUUUAUGAGGCUAAGAAGAUUGCUGCAGAGAUGAAAACACACCUGGAGGUGAAAGAAUUUAUCCAAGAAUCCAUGCGAAAGAUAGUCACCUUAGUAACAGGAUCAAAAGAACAGACCAACCAAAUUCUGUCAGACAGAUUGACCAUCAGCAAUUAUGACUGCUACCAGUCAGCAGUGAACCACUUCAAAGCUCAUUGCUUCAACUGGCAUUUACCAUUGUAUGAGUAUGCACUGAGACAGCUGUAUGCCUUGGUCAACGUUUGUGAAGGAGGAUACCCCAUUGACAGAAUAUGCCUGGCCAUGAAUCAAGUGUGCCUUGGGUAUUGAUGGAAACAACAGCCUCCAAUAUAACCCUUACUACAAGUGAUAACUUUUCAUAACUGCAAUAAUCCAGACUUUACGUGCAUGCAACAUGAAGAGAGUCAACCACCGUACUGGAACUGUGCUGGGAGCUGAGGCACCUGACCAGGAGCAACACAGCACUUGACAGUGCUCUCCCCUACAUCUCCCCUGCUGAGGUGGCAGCCCACUGCUUUGGCAGAGGCAUUUUGGCAGG
This is a messenger RNA of Phaethon lepturus (White-tailed tropicbird), 1554 nucleotides long. RefSeq names its product legumain (gene LGMN). Lineage: Eukaryota; Metazoa; Chordata; Aves; Phaethontiformes; Phaethontidae. The coding region runs from base 30 to 1325 and encodes 431 amino acids. Gene Ontology annotation, molecular function: cysteine-type endopeptidase activity. Gene Ontology annotation, biological process: vacuolar protein processing. The transcript is spliced from 13 exons. The record is from RefSeq and is a predicted model, not a curated record.